Mesorhabditis belari is the source of this 207-nucleotide messenger RNA. Lineage: Eukaryota; Metazoa; Nematoda; Chromadorea; Rhabditida; Rhabditidae. The record is from the annotation of a GenBank genome assembly.
AUGGUGUGUGCUGGAGCUAUUUUCUCGAUGCAAUUGAAUGGGCUCACAAUAACCGAACAAUGGAACUUCGAUUCGUUGGGCGGUACUUUGUAUGCUUUAACAUCUGGAUGGACAACAGUGCCGGCUGAGGGAAUCUACAAUAGAUCUGGUGUCACUCUUAUGGGAGUCGGCUCGUUUAAUGUGGCUACUGUAAGCUGUAAAUUAUGC